AUGAGAGUAGUGCCAGUGAUUGUGGCCUUCAGCGGCUUUGGCACUGGCUGGAGUCUGGUGGAGCGGCAUCCAUGCUUGCGAGAAGCCUACUCGUCAACAGCGACUGGGGCCUUUGUCGGGUGGAGCAGUGAAAACUUGUGGCUUUUCAAUGAGUCGAAUGGGAUCUACUUGCAAGCGAAAAGGAAUACGUUCCAGCCGGACUUCGAUAGGCCGAAGCUCUAUGCAGCUUGGCAGCAGGACUGCCAUCACAUAAAAGACACGGAAUUGAAGCUGCCCGCAAGGUUUACAAGUGGUCACAGGGUGCUUGCAUCGCAAGGUGCUGUGAUUGCAAUACAUUAUGGUCAUGAUGCCAACAUCGCCAUCGCCAAACAUGGGAAAGUUCUUUGCGUUUUGGAGCUUGAGCGAUAUUUUGGAUUCCGGUACAUGGUUCCAUGGAGAAGAAACCAUGAAUUUCAACCGUUUAUGCGGAAAGCGCUGAAAGUGAUGCGUGACAAAUGCGUUUGUGAGGGUGGCGCGUGCCCUACCAAGUUUGAUGAAGGAGUGUUGAUGGACCUGCCCUUUUACAAGCCAAAGGUUUCUGCACAGACUCCUUUCAUUGUGGAAGAGGUUUUUGGCAAGGUGGGACGGUGGCGCCAUGUACAUCAUCAUGAAGGACAUGCAUUGUUAGGCUACUUUGCUUCACCCUUCAGUUCGGCUCUCAUUGUUUCCUUUGAUGGCGGUGGAGACGAUGGAAUUUUCAACGUCUUUCUGGGCCAGGGGGCGGAAGUUCAGCGGAUCGGCAACUUCCACGCGGCCUUUUCGACUCUCUACAACAGCUUUCAAAUGCUUUUGCCAGAUGUGGCCGGAAAGUAUUUUGUGAUGUUGCAUGACCACAUCUGUGGCCAGUGGCUCAAGGGCGAGCUGAAGGUGAAAGAUGGCUGGUAUGUGUUUAACAUUUACCACCCAUCUGUUCAGCUAGACUUUGCCGGCAAACUCAUGGGCUACUCAGGCCUGCGAAAGCCUGGAAGGCUCACAGCCGUAGAGCAGGCUGAGCUGGAAGCAUUCUUCGACCCCAUGUUUUCAGAGACAGGAAUGAAAGCGAACAAUUACAAUCAUCGCUUUCCUCCAAAUCUACUCAAGUUGUCCUGCACCUCCUCAGAUGGCCAGAAACGGCUGGCAGCCGAGAUUCAAGCACAGUUCCAGAAGCGCUUGUACCGAAUGAUCUCAGGGAUGCUAGAACAAUUGAAAGCGGCCCGGACACAUGUGGAGGGCAUUGUCUUGACCGGGGGAUGUGCUUUGAACGUCAUUACAAACCAGCUGAUCCGUGAUACUCUCACCAAGGAGGGACAAAAAGCUGGAACACAGUCCCAUCACCGCACUGACUUCAGGCCCUUAGGCGUCUACGUGCCUCCUGCGCCUAAUGAUGCAGGGCUGGCAGUGGGUGGUGUUUGGGCCGUACAGCCACCGCGAAUGGUGCAGCAGUUGCAAUACUUGGGCUUCCCGCUCUUUGACGAGGAGAUCCUAUUUCAAGAGGUUCGCCAAAGAGCUGCCUCGAAUCUCAACGAUUUAGGAGGUGUUCACUAUUUGGCUCAACUCUUGACCUCCAACUCCUCUGUGAUGGGCGGGAAGCCCAUUAUCGCAGUGGUUCGAGGACGUCAGGAGUUUGGACCACGUGCCUUGGGGCAUCGGUCCUUGCUGGCAGUUCCUGACAGCUACGAGAUCAAGGCUCGGUUGAACCGCUUGAAGCACCGCCAGUGGUACCGUCCAGUGGCUCCGAUGAUCGCGGAAGAGGACUUGGUGCAGGUCUUUGGACGAAAGGUGAUGAGCCCCAGCAUGGAGUUUGCACCCAAAGUGCUGAAGGCUGUCCAGAAGCGCUUCCCAGCACUGGCUCACUAUGAUGGCACGGCCCGGCACCAAUCGGUGAGCCAAUCAGAUGAGCCAUGGGUACAUUCCUUGCUGUUAGCCGUGGGGAAGCGCACGGGUUUGGCUGCAUUGAUCAACACCAGCUUCAACUCGCGAGGAAAGCCCAUUGUGAACACUGUGAGUGAAUCUUUGGAGAUGUUGGACACAAUACCAGAUCUCGAUUAUUUGGUUAUUGAACAUUGGCUCUUCAAAGCACCUCGGGUCAAGAGGCCACUGCCGAAAGAAGAGCCAAAAGGGUGGACAAUGAAGCCCUUGGAAUAA
Molecule: messenger RNA, 2163 nt
Organism: Durusdinium trenchii
Lineage: Eukaryota; Dinophyceae; Suessiales; Symbiodiniaceae
Source: the annotation of a GenBank genome assembly